Blastomyces gilchristii SLH14081 is the source of this 657-nucleotide messenger RNA. RefSeq lists its product as uncharacterized. The record is from RefSeq and is a predicted model, not a curated record. The coding region runs from base 1 to 657 and encodes 218 amino acids. NCBI's taxonomy places the organism in Eukaryota, Fungi, Ascomycota, Eurotiomycetes, Onygenales, Ajellomycetaceae. The transcript has a single exon.
AUGGUCCGUCCGACACAGCUAGCUGAGAUGUAUGGGGAUUUCAGCAAUGUUGAUCCUCGGCUGGUUGUUGCUCUUGAGAAAAUCCAUGCCGAGGACCCAAGAUAUAAAGAGCCUGAGGUGCCAGAGUUGACAACAACGGAUCCAGAGGAAGGCAUCUGCAUUGUGUGUCGCUGUGCCUGGUUUCUUCCCCUGCAGUUUGGGCCUUGUGGGCAUGUGUUCUGUGCUGAGUGUCUUUGGAAUGUGCUAUUCUCACAUGCUUCUGAUGCCGACCCCUCCUGCAUGCUUUGCCGCUCUACACAACCCGACUUCAGAUACCGAUCCGAAAUACAGACCAUCUCCGCUGACCGAUCUGAUUUUGACCGGGGGAGGAUCUACCUCAUUAUACUCUUCAUGAAACUACAGCUUCUUCAUGGUGCAUGGUUUGACUGGGAUAUGGGAUCCGACGAGUAUAAGAUGUUUGAGGUGAACAGGGAUACGGAUGUGGAGGACAUCCAGGGGAUCAACACAGAGACUUUGACUGGGCUUCGGGAAGAGGAAGACCACUGGGCGACCAGACCCGCGGAGGAAGGAGAUAAUGAUCAGGAGGAAGAUAGCGAGGAGGAGCACCCAGGUCUUCUGGAGAUGAUACUGCAUAGAAUCCCAGUUCAUGCUUUAUGA